Fusarium oxysporum Fo47 is the source of this 4444-nucleotide messenger RNA. RefSeq lists its product as uncharacterized. The record is from RefSeq and is a predicted model, not a curated record. The transcript has a single exon. Bases 383 to 4282 code for a protein of 1299 amino acids. NCBI's taxonomy places the organism in Eukaryota, Fungi, Ascomycota, Sordariomycetes, Hypocreales, Nectriaceae.
AAGCUGCUUGACCGAUCUCUGCAGUCGCGUACUGCCCAGAGACCCUACUGUACCAAUUACCACGGGUAAUGGGCCCAAUACCAACUUUUGCGGCCCGCGCACCUUCCCCUUUUGGAUCUUUCUCCAACUACCCAGGAUCCCAGCGCUGAUUCCCUGUCAACGCGAAUAAAAAGCACCUUUCGUAUGGCAAAGGGUGCGCCGGAAACUCAAUUGUAAUGAAUGCAAUUUGGGAGCUUUGGCGCCAUGUCUCCUAUUUCCAUGGUCUCAUGAGACCUCAAAACCCGAUGCCGGCAUCCAUUCCACUUGGCGUCCUUCGUCAAAGCUUUUUUCGCCUGCAUCAUCCUCUUACUGACGGAAUCGGUCACGAGACAAACAGGGCACCAUGUCCGACGAUGCAGAGUUUUCACGGGUCAAUCUCUCCAUUGACGUCCAUGCUCGAGUGCUCAUAUGUUGCCACGACGUAUGCCGCGUUGCCCUUUCUCCCAGCCCUGCUCAAGUCAGUCAGCAUCUCCGAACGAAGCAUAACAUACCUGCUGCUGAGCGACGUCUGGUGACCGAUCUUUUGAAGGCUCGCACCUCACCACUACAGUGCCCUUCUGAAGCUCCCGUACGACAAGAUGGCUCAUCCCCAGACCCGAACCUACACCUCGUCCACGGGUUUACGUGCAAGUUCUGCAUUGAACGUACAGGCAGCUCCCAGGUCAUGUCUCGUCAUAUAACUUCGGCGCAUGAGAAGCAAAGACUCCAGCUAGGAGUGCGAAGGAACGCCAUGUAUGAACCCGUGUUCCUGCAAGCGUGGACUAAAAGUCCUUCGGGGGGACGUUACUGGAUUGUCGAAUAUGGCGGGUCUACGACCAGACCAGUCGGAGGCAAGGAAGUUUACGAUCAUCUUGAAGAUGUUUUCGAGCGUGAGAGAGGCCGACAGAAAGGCUUUUCAGGUGGGGACUUGGCGAACGGGGCUGGUACUACUAGGAGCUCACAAACCACAACAUUCACAGAUCCCAGGCCAUGGCUGGAGAGAACCGGCUGGGAACGGACUUUUGGGGGAAUCGACCGAGAACUGCUAAAAAACCUAACUACCGCGCCCUCUCCUGUGACUUCACGCCGGGGCCUGAUACUGAAAGAGGUCAGUAAUCGAUCUAGCGAUGUUUAUUCCGAUGAAUGGAUGAUAAGCUCGGCGGAUGACGAACGCAAAAUCACUGCUCUCCUUGCCGCCGUGGACAUGCUAAUGGACCGCUGCGAGCAAACGGCAUGGGCAACAAGCAGAAGUCUUCUGUGUUGGCUGCGUAGUGUACGCCCUCACGGGUGCUAUGCGAAGCCAUUCACAUUUGUGGGAAAGGCGGCAAGUAGAAGGAAAUACAUCCGUCUCCUCAAGCGCUUCGUCGCUUUGGUUUUUCGAGCUUAUCGCCUACCUGCGGACAUUCGACAGCGCCGGGCGGGCAUCCGUUUCAAGAAGUCACAGCUUCGUUUGAUAUCAGCACUGUGGAACCAUGAGGCUUGGACCCAGCAUGAUGCUUUAACCGAGCAGCUCUGGCGAAGUAUGAAGCUAUCUGAUGGGGCCGAUGUUGAAGUUGACUGCGAUGUAGAGAGCACCGAUGGAGAGGAUGAUUGUGAAGACGGAGACGACAGCGACGAUCAGAGUAGUGUCAUGGGUGCUGACGACUCUGAGACCGACGAUAUGGAUGAUGAAGAUGAGGAGAGUGAAGAGGAAGAUCACAACCGGAACGAGGAUCAGAGCGGGAAAACUAACGCGAUGAGGAAUUCAGGCGGGGGAAAAUUCCCACCAUGGAUCAAAGAGGUGCUAGAAUUCCUAUUUGGGCUAAUCAUGGCAUUCUGCACGGAGGAAGUCAUGGAUGGUCGCCCAGAUUCAACGCUGCUAGUGUAUUAUAGCGGUGUCCUUGGAUUCUCGGCUGAUCUCACUGGUUUUCUUCCUGCCAGGUCAUAUACGUCUAACCUCGCCGCGCUGAUAUACAUACAACGCCUUCUCUUCCUCGAGUACGCUGUACCAACGCAGGACUACCCUCGUCUUGGAAUUUCGAGACGCCCUCGGACGAAUCAGCUCGCACACCUGCAGAAUGUUCGUCAAGAAUACCUAGUCCUCGGAUCACAGUCACCAUUCGAGGAGUUAUUCUCUCUACUCGCAUUUGGAAGGGCAAUAGCAGGCUCAGAAACACCUGCCUUCCUCCUCAAAUGGAGCGAUGACGGUCAGAUUUUGUCAUACAGAGACGACAUUGCGGUUCACAUGGAACAGUUCCGACGUCUCCCGAAGGCGCUUUUGGCGCGCGCGGAGGGUCUUUGUGAGCAGUUGAUGUAUGGGUGGAAACCGCCAUGCGAUCUCUCUUCCGUCAAAGACGAUAUGGCAAAUACGACACACGAAUUUUCAUUCGUUAGUCACCUGAAGAACGGGCUGGGAGAGGCUUAUUUGGAACUAACCUUGAAAGCUUGCACUAGUCAAGCGGACUCCCUUUCGCGAAAAGGGCGAUGGAACCAGAAGGCGAUAUUCGAAUACCUGAAGAAAGAAGAAGCAUUGCGCGAGAACCUGGCAGGUCUGAUGCUCAUGACGUGCGGAGGUCAGUCCCGUUCACCAGACCUGCUCAGUGUCCGAGUGCGUAAUCACAGGACUAGCGAGCGUGGCCUUUACAUAUAUAACGGCUAUAUGAUCUAUGUCACCCGUAGUCACAAAGCAAAGCGCUCAACCAAUAGGGAAUUCGUUGUUGCUCGGUUCUUCCCUUCCCAGGUCGGUCACUUGAUGUAUACAUACCUUGUAUAUAUUCGUCCUUUCGUGAAUAUGCUUGCUCGAAAGCAACUGCCGAAUAUCGAUGGCUGUUCCCUUUUUUUCUUCCGGAGCCGGCCCGAGUCUGACAGCCCCCAUUGGUCCACUGAACGCCUCACCAAGAUAGUCAGACGUAUCACACGACAGGUUUGGGACCAGGGGAUUACGCUGCGCCUCUUACGACAGAUCUGUAUUGGGAUUGCUGAUAAGCACGUUCGUGAGGUGAGCCGUCCUUUUAACCAGUUUGAUGACCGGACGGAUAAUGCGGAUCGAGGAGUGGUAUUCGCCUGGUCGAGCGGCCACCGCCCGCUACAGCGAGCGAGGGCAUACGGGCUUGAUGGGGCCUUCGCGACGCAUCUACAGCCUCAGUUACUUGAGCGUUACGAAUGGGUGUCAGUUCGUUGGCACGAAUUCUUGCACCUACCCAGUAGAUAUGCCUCUAGGCUUGUGCACGCUGGACCUGAUCCUAUUGCUCCAUGGUUCGGUACACCUAGUGCAACGAGUCUGGAUGAUGACUCUCAUAAUUGCUUGUUCACGUCAUCACCUCCAUCUUCUCCACAGGCUCCGUCAUAUGGCGCUAAAUCCUUCACGAAGAACAAUGGGGGGCAGAACUUGUUGAAGCGUCGCUUCAUAAUCAUCACUCCUCAAACGCCGACGAAAAGAAGGCGGGUUCAAUUUGCAGGAUCAUCAUCUCCUAUAUUGGAUCCACCAAACCGAUCAUGGGGAGAGUCUAUAGCUCCUGUGUUUGGCAAGAUGAAUGAGUCUGAGAGUGUUACUACGGCAGAUGAGCAGGAAAGGAUCAUUUCGUAUCUCAACCGGAAACAAGCUGAAAUUCGUCUACUCAACGAGAGAGAAGCAGAGAUCGUCAUCCCGACCGAGACCAGUAACGAGAUCUUCACGGCCGAUCCGUGCCUCGAUCUCAUCGAUCGACUUAACUGGAUCCAUCAGACCACUGAGGCUUGGAGAUUUGUCGGCUGCGAGCUUUGUUUCAUAAUCAAGGGUGGGCCGGAACCCAAUCAUGGAUUAGACAGCUGCGAACAGUGGCUCGCUAGCAAGCAUGCCAAGCGUAUUCUACAGUGGCUUACCACCCUCAAGAUUCCACGAUACUAUAAUGUCAGGGUGGUCUGUAGCAUGUGUGGGCAUGGAUGGUUCGUGUGUGAUGAGAUGGGACAAGGAGAGCUCGCCCGCCGUGAAGCACGCAGUCAAAGAAGCAGCAGCGGAAAGGCAAAUUUGGUGAAAGAGUAUGAUGCUGCGUCUGACCAUGAUGGCUACUGUAUGAACAAACCAGUAGUGCGCAGAAUCGUCGCGGCGUUGUGCGCGUACGAUGAUCAAAUUCUUGGCAAGGUUUUGACGAAGAUGGCAUUCGAUCACGAAGGCAUAGAUCUGACUUCAGAGAGCCAGGCAAGGCUCUGGCUAGAGCAGAGAAUACGGUCUCAAGACGACUACUGGGUCUCAAGGCUCAUCUACUCUAGUAUACUAAUUGGUAACAGGCCCCGUUACCGGUUUUAGGCCAAUUACAGGCUUAGGAAUCAGCAUGGAUUCCUAAUGCUGGUAACGGGUCCCGCAUGAGUCAACGGGUACUCUAUAAUAGGAAAUGUAACGCUUGAAUAAGAGUCACUCUAUCGCAACAUACCAUGACAUGCCACGACAGCAAUAUUAAUUCAAAAAGAA